AUGAAGCCAUCCAAGCCAAUCUACCCUAGAAUGCAAGAGACCAUGCCCAAUCCUUACCCACCAGGCAACCCAACCAUGGCUCCUGGGUAUCAACAACCCGUGGCUCCUGAAUAUCAACGAUCUCUGAGUUUUAGGAAUGUAGAAAACCAAGCCCAAGGUGGGCAAUUUCCCCCCAUGACAUCUCCAGGGCUCUUUCCUGGCAGUCAGCUGGGUCAAGGAAAUGUAAUAGUAAAUCUAACAGCAGUACCAGCAGCAGUAAACUUGAAAGAAGAAGGAAAGAUACUAGGGUUCAUUAUUUCUGGCUCUCUCUCUAUAUCGGCAGCCAAGGAAAUUUCCCCUUGUCUGGUAAAGGGCAGCCUAGGAAUGAACAUUGUGAGUUCUAUCUGUGCCAUAGUUGGCAUAAGUCUUUUACUGACGGAUCUAAUCAUCAAUGGAGUGGGUCAACAAGACAUCUGGGCAGUGCUUGCUGGGAAAGGAAUAUCAUCUGUACUGCUGAUUUUCUCCCUCCUGCUGGUCUGUGUAACAAGUACCACAGCUCACUUUGCCAAGCAAGCAAUCAUGAAUACCACGUCUGCACUGGCUAUUCCAAAUAUGUAUGCAGCCAACCCCAUGACACAGUCCUCACUACCUCCUCUUACAGUUGAUGGCUACCUGGCUUCUGCUCCUAGAUAAAUAAUAA
Molecule: messenger RNA, 679 nt
Organism: Perognathus longimembris pacificus (Pacific pocket mouse)
Lineage: Eukaryota; Metazoa; Chordata; Mammalia; Rodentia; Heteromyidae
Gene: Ms4a12
Product: membrane spanning 4-domains A12
Exons: 5
Coding region: 1-672 (223 amino acids)
Biological process (GO): cell surface receptor signaling pathway
Cellular component (GO): plasma membrane
Source: RefSeq, a predicted model, not a curated record